GCGCCCGCCGUUUACGACGAGCCGCAAAGCAGUGACCGCAGCAAGCGCUGGGUGGGCCGGGCUGCUAUGGGGAAAAUCGCGCUGCAGCUCAAAGCCACGCUGGAAAAUGUCACCAACCUCCGGCCAGUGGGCGAAGACUUCCGGUGGUACCUGAAGAUGAAAUGUGGCAACUGUGGUGAGAUUUCAGAGAAGUGGCAGUACAUUCGGCUGAUGGACAGUGUGGCACUGAAGGGAGGCCGUGGCAGUGCCUCUAUGGUCCAGAAGUGCAAGCUGUGUUCGAGGGAAAACUCCAUUGAGAUUUUGAGCAGCACCAUCAAGUCUUACAACGCUGAAGACAACGAGAAGUUCAAGACAAUAGUCGAGUUUGAGUGUCGAGGACUUGAACCAGUGGAUUUCCAGCCCCAGGCCGGGUUUGCUGCCGAGGGUGUGGAAUCGGGGACAGUCUUCAGUGACAUUAACCUACAGGAGAAGGACUGGACUGACUAUGAUGAAAAGGCUCAGGAGUCUGUGGGAAUCUACGAGGUCGCCCACCAGUUCGUGAAGUGCUGAUCCCUCUUCCUGUACACUUGCCUCUAAGAACUGAAAAGGCACAACGUGCCCCAAGCAGAGGCUGGUCCCUCCGUCCCUCAUCUCCUGGCAGUUGUUCAGGCCCUCCCAGCCUGCACGCUCGGCUCUGCCGCAGCUCCCCGAGCCCCGCCAAUAAAGUCCCCAUUUGUGCUACACUA
Molecule: messenger RNA, 725 nt
Organism: Budorcas taxicolor (takin)
Lineage: Eukaryota; Metazoa; Chordata; Mammalia; Artiodactyla; Bovidae
Gene: CZIB
Product: CXXC motif containing zinc binding protein
Exons: 8
Coding region: 67-549 (160 amino acids)
Molecular function (GO): zinc ion binding
Source: RefSeq, a predicted model, not a curated record